Messenger RNA from Solanum tuberosum (potato), 594 nucleotides. RefSeq lists its product as uncharacterized. NCBI's taxonomy places the organism in Eukaryota, Viridiplantae, Streptophyta, Magnoliopsida, Solanales, Solanaceae. The transcript has 2 exons. Bases 1 to 594 code for a protein of 197 amino acids. The record is from RefSeq and is a predicted model, not a curated record.
AUGAUGCGUGAGGCUUUAGAUCAUGUGAGGGUGAUUCAAGAUAGUCUCAGGACAGCCCAGAGUAGACAUCAGAGUUAUGCGGACCGUAAGUGUCGACUGUUGAAAUUUGUUGUUGGUGAUAGAGUAUUCCUCCGUGUGUCUCCCAUGAAGGGUGUAAUGAGAUUUGGGAUGCGGGGCAAACUUAGCCCCAGGUAUAUAGGUCCUUUUGAGAUAUUGAGGACAGUUGGAGAGGUCAGAUAUGAGUUCGCUUUGCCGCCGGCCUUUUCAGCUAUUCACCCAAUUUUUCAUGUUUCGAUGUUGUGCCGGUAUGUUCCAGAUGAGUCCCAUGUGAUUCAGUAUGAUGCAGUUGACUUGGAUGACAGUUUGAGAUACAUUGAGGAGCCAGUUGCUAUUUUGGCCAGAGAUGUCAGACGGUUGCGUUCCAGAGCCAUUCCUUUGAUUAAGGUCCAUUGGAGGCAUCGUCCAGUUGAGGAGGCUACCUGGGAGACCGAGCAUGAGAUGCGGGCGCAAUUCCACGGCUUAUUUGAGCCUUCAGCUUGUUUAUAUGGUCCACUUUUAGCACUUGUACUUUUGUUAGUAGCUCUGUACUUGUGA